GUGCAUGUCUUACAGUGCAUAGUUGGCGCAUGCGCGUCUUCUGAGGCGCUGUAAGAUGGCGGUAGGCCGCUUCGUCCCGAUUCGGUGGUCUGGAGAGUUAGCGGAAGCGAGGGCUGCAGCCGCCCGGGAAUAACAGUAGCUGCUUCGCAGUGGGAAUUCCCUGGCCCUUUUUCGUGAGCAGAACGACAUCAAGAGAGACGUAGAGAACCUGAGAUCCGGAGGGAGAGGGCAAAGCGGGCCCCUCCCCCCAAGCCUCCCCACAGAUCAGCCAACUCUCUCCCUUUCUCCCCCCUCCUCCCUUUUUUCCCAGCGCUCAACACGCGGGUCUGUGGCACAGGCGCAGAAGGAGGCGGAGGGGGCCUUUUGCUCCGUGCGCGUGCGGGCUUCCGCGCGCGCUUUCCGUCUCUCUCUCUUGAUUGGUCAAGUUGCGUCUCCACCAUUCCCCCCUCCCCUCUAGUUUGAGGAGGAAUGGGAGGCGGGGCCAUAUAGCGCAUGCGCGCCAGUAUUGCUGUCUCUUGCUGUUGCGUUGCAAAAAAAAUUUCGGGUUGGGUAGUCUUGUUCCCCUCGUACGGGGGCUGCAGAGGGUUUGGGAAAGUGUUGCGGAGGGAAGGGGGUGGGGGUAGGGAGUCGGGUAGUGUGAGGUACCCGACACAAACUCCCAUCCCCCGUCCCACGGGACAUCCAGGUUCUUGUUGGGAAAGGGGAUAUGAGUGCAAGGUACGGGUCCGGUCCUCGGUAAAAGCAGGGUUCCUACGCUCAAAAAUCCUUGCCUCGCGGACCGGACGUUUAGAAGGGCAUUGCUCUAGGCCUUAUACGCCCCUGACCCCUGGGAGAAUCUCUUCUAACCCCUAACUGGUUUAAACACUACCCCCCUAUUACAAACUGAUCAAAGUGCAAGACUUGCAGCCGCCUCGGCCGUCCCUCUCGGAGCCUCGGGGCCGCCUCCGGCGCCGGCCCUCCCGGUCCUCCCGCCCCCACCGCCAGUCGAGCCGAGCGCGUGCACCCGCUUUCUCUUUCCCUCACAGCCCCCAGCUUGCACGCACCCGCAGUGAUUGUUUUGCCCGCUCCCGCCGCCGCCGCAGGAGGAGCAGCAGCGCUAGUGCAAGGGGGAAAGAUGGCGGCCGGCGGCGGCGGCGGAGGCGGCGGCAGCAAGGCCUCCUCGUCGGCCUCUUCGGCUGGGGCCCUGGAAUCUUCGCUGGAUCGCAAAUUCCAGUCGGUGACCAACACGAUGGAAUCUAUCCAGGGCCUGUCGUCAUGGUGCAUCGAGAACAAGAAGCACCACAGCACUAUCGUCUACCACUGGAUGAAGUGGCUCCGCAGAUCUGCCUUUCCACACCGACUGAAUCUCUUUUACCUGGCCAACGAUGUUAUACAGAACUGUAAACGGAAAAAUGCAAUCGUAUUCCGUGAAUCAUUUGCUGAAGUGCUUCCUGAAGCUGCCUCUCUGGUGAAGGAUCCAUCUGUCUCUAAGUCCAUAGAACGAAUUUUUAAAAUCUGGGAAGAGAGAAAUGUAUAUCCCGAAGAAACAAUUGUGAUACUAAAAGAAGCUUUGAGUACCACUUUCAAAACUCAGAAGCAGCUGAAAGAAAAUCUGAACAAACAACCGAAUAAGCUGUGGAAGAAAUCACAAACAUCCACCAACCCUAAAGCUGCCCUCAAGUCUAAGAUAGUCGCCGAAUUUCGAUCCCAGGCUCUCAUUGAUGAACUUCUGCUGUAUAAGCGUUCUGAAGACCAGAUUGAACUGAAGGAGAAGCAGCUGGCCACUAUGAGAGUAGAUGUGUGCAGUACAGAGACACUCAAGUGCUUAAAAGAUAAAACUGGUGGGAAAAAGUUUUCCAAAGAAUUUGAAGAAGCAAGCUCCAAGCUGGAAGAAUUUGUGAAUGGCUUAGAUAAACAGGUGAAAAAUGGACCCUCGCUGACAGAGGCACUAGAGAAUGCUGGAAUUUUCUAUGAAGCUCAAUACAAGGAAGUCAAAGUGGUGGCCAAUGCAUAUAAAACCUUUGCUAACAGGGUAAACAAUUUAAAGAAGAAACUGGAUCAGCUCAAGUCAACCCUACCUGACCCUGAAGAAUCUCCAGUCCCUUCACCAAGCAUGGAUGCUCCCUCUCCAACUGGUUCUGAGUCUCCUUUCCAAGGAAUGGGAGGAGAGGAGUCCCAGUCACCAGCUGCAGAGAGUGAAAAAUCAGCUACACCCGAACCUGCUACAGAUAACCGAGAUGUAGAGGACAUGGAACUCUCUGAUGUGGAAGACGAUACAUCAAAAAUCAUUGUGGAAGACAGGAAGGAAAAACCUGUUGAAAAGCCAGCUCUAUCCACAUCUGCACCAACUAAACUAACAGAAAGUGUCCCAAAGGCAGCACCAUGCACCACAGCUGCUGCAGCUGUGACAUCAACUCCACCACCACCAAAACCCAUGAGCACAUCAGUUCUGCCUCCGUCUCCUGCGCUGGCUUUGCCAAAUCUAGCCAAUGUGGAUCUGGCAAAGAUCAGUUCUAUCCUUAGCAGUCUAACAUCUGUCAUGAAGAAUACAGGGGUCAGUCCUGCAUCAAGACCAUCUCCAGGCACUCCUACAAGUCCCACACACCUCCCCAGCAACCUGAAAGCACCUGUGCCUACUACGACUACAUCUCACAAUCCUCUGGCCAACAUCCUCUCAAAGGUGGAAAUCACCCCAGAGAGUAUUCUCUCUGCCCUUUCCAAAACCCAGACACAGGCAGCCCCUGCACUGCAAGGCCUGUCAUCCUUACUUCAGAGUGUGACUGGGAACCCAGUUGCUUCAAGUGAAGCUGCAUCCCAAAGCACUUCAUCUUCCCCAGCCAACACCACCAUCUCCAGCAUGAAAGGGAGGAGUCUGCCCUCCAACACACAAUCCUUUAUUCCUAAAAGCUUUAGCUACUCUCCCAACUCUUCAACUUCCGAAGUUUCUUCAACUUCAGUUAGCAAGGUCCCAGUAGGACAUAGCCCAGGGCUCCCAAGCUCCAGUUUUAAGCCACCAUCUAAUUCCCUGGGAUUUACUGCUUCCCACAAUGCGAAUCCUGCUAUUCCAUCCACUGAACCUGCUCUGGGGCAGUCCUCUGAGAUUCCUAAGCCAAAGCUAGAGUCAGAGCCCACCUCCCCAAGCCUAGAGAUGAAGAUCCAUAACUUUUUGAAAGGCAACCCUGGUUUCAGUGGGUUAAACCUAAACAUCCCAAUCCUCAGCAGCUUGGGGGCCACCGUUCCAGCCGACAGCCAUCCAUCUGACUUCCAGCGAGGCCCGACAAGCACUUCCAUGGACAACAUCGACGGAACCCCCGUUCGCGACGAACGGAGCGGGACGCCUACCCAAGACGAGAUGAUGGACAAGCCGACGUCCAGUAACGUGGACACCAUGUCCUUGUUGUCCAAGAUCAUCAGUCCCGGCUCGUCGACCCCCAGCAGCACGAGGUCGCCGCCCCCUGGAAGGGACGACAGCUAUUCCCAAGAGCUGUCUAACUCCGUGUCUUCCUAUCGACCUUUCGGCCUCGGCAGCGAAUCCCCCUACAAGCAGCCCCCUGAUGGAAUGGAGAGGCCAUCCUCCCUCAUGGACUCCCCCCAGGAAAAGUUCUACCCGGAUACCUCUUUCCAGGAAGAUGAGGAUUACAGAGAUUUUGAGUACUCGGGCCCCCCUCCAUCAGCCAUGAUGAACCUGGAGAAGAAGCCGGCUAAAUCGAUCCUAAAAGCGAGCAAGCUUUCUGACACCACCGAAUACCAGCCCAUCCUGUCCAGCUACAGCCACAGGACCCAGGAGUUUGGCGUGAAGUCCGCCUUCCCUCCAGCCAUGAGGGCCCUCCUGGACCCAAACGAGGGCUGUGACCGGCUCUCCUCCUCCCCCGGCCUGUACAGCACCUAUGGCCUGAGAGGGAGCGAGUCCGGGUCGGACCGGUCGCCGUCUCCCAGUAAGAACGACUCCUUUUUCUCUGCUGACUCUAACCACAAUAGCCUUUCCCAGUCCGCCACCGCCGCUCAUCUUGGUCUGGCCCAGAAGCAGUACCCGGACUCUCCACACUCGCUGCCGCACCGAGCUCUCUUCUCUCCGCAGAGCACCCUUGCCACUCCCUCGGGCCGGCCCGCCGCCGCUGCCGCCGCCGCUGCCGCCACCGUGGACAAGGUCCUGGCCUCCACCAUCUCCACCACGUCCACCAUGGAGUUUAAGAACAUGCUCAAAAAUGCCUCACGCAAGUCAUCGGAUGACAAGCAUUUCAACCAGGCCCCCAGCAAGGGCAGCGCCGGCGAAGGCCUGGCCGCCUUGAGUUCGGGCGAGCAGCAGCCGCCGCCGCAGCCGCAGCAGCCGCCCCAGCCUCAGCAGCAGCCACAGCCGCAGCAGCCGCCGCCGCCGGCACCCGAGGAGCACUACCGCAUAGAGACGCGCGUCUCCUCCUCCUGCCUAGACUUACCUGACAGUACUGAGGAGAAGGGGGCCCCCAUAGAGACGCUGGGCUACCAUAAUGCCUCCAACAGGAGGAUGUCAGGGGAGCCCAUCCAGACGGUAGAAUCCAUCCGGGUGCUGGGGAAAGGGAAUAGAGGACACGGGCGCGAGCCCUCCAGGGUGGGGUGGUUCGAGCUGAGCCCUUCGGGCGCCUCCUCCUUCGACAACGGCCCCUCCAGCGCCUCGGAGCUGGCCCCCCUCGGGGGUGGGGGCGGGGCGGGCCUCCCCGGCUUCAAGGCGGCGCCGUACAAGGAGCGGGCGCCCUCGUUUCAGGAAAGUGUCAGCUUUCGCUCCAGCAACUUCAACUCUACUUUUGAACACCAUCUCCCGCCUCCUCCCUUGGAGCAUGGGGCACCCUUCCAGAGAGAGCCUCUGGGGCCGUCAUCGGCACCCCCAGGCCCCUCUAAGGAGCAUGGGGGGCUCUUCUCUCGGGAUACUCCCAGCCACCUGUCCUCUGUGGAUAUCUCGAACCCCUUCACAAAGGAGGCCACCCUAGGCCACGGUGCCCCUCCCCCUCCCCCUGGGGAUCAUAGUGGGGUUCCCUUCUCCACCCCACCCCCUCCCCCUCCCCCUGGGGAGCACAGCAGCAGUGGUGGCAGUGGUGUCCCUUUUUCCAGCCCUCCCCCUCCUCCUCCCCCUGUUGACCACUCAGGGGUGGUCUCCUUCCAAGCCCCACCCCUGGCAGAGCACAGCGGAGUGCAGGGGCCCGUGGCCGUGUUCUCCAAGGAGCAUAGCUCCCUCCUCCAAGGGAACCUGGCUGAGCAUUUUGGAGUGCUCCCAGGACCCCGGGACCACGGGGCCCCCACGCAGAGGGACCUCAACGGCCCUGGCCUGAGCCGCGUGCGGGAGAACCUCAGCCUGCCCACACAUUCUCGGGAGCACCUAGGCCCAGGCCACGGAGGAGGGGGAGGGGGCGGCAGCAGCAGUGGCCCUGCCUUGGGUCCCCCACACAGAGACACCAUCAGCCGGAGCGGAAUGAUCUUGCGGAACCCCCGGCCAGACUUUCGGCCUAGGGAAUCUUUUCUCAACAGAGACCCGUUUCACAGCUUAAAGAGGCCCAGGCCACCUUUUGCUAGGGGCCCUCCGUUCUUUGCACCAAAACGCCCAUUCUUCCCUCCCAGGUACUGAUGGAGACCAAGGGAAAGCAUUUUGAACACUCUAGAGAGCAUUGGAAGUAGGUUUUUUUGGUUUGUGCUUUUGUUUUUGUUUUUUGUUUUUCUUUUCCCUUCCCUCUCUUCCCCCGUUUUUUAUUGUUGUGAUAAAGCCCUCCCCCUCAUGUCACCUUCCUAAAUUAAAAGAAAUCUCUGCUUGCACCUCCCAACUCCACUAGACUUUCCACCUUACCAACCUGCCACCCUCAUUUCUUUUUGUGGGAUUUUUACAUAUAUAUUUAUAUGUAUAAAUGUACAUUAUUUAUAUAUAUAAAUGUAUAUACACAUGCGCAAAGCCAUUUGGUUUGGUUGUGAGUCAUGGGACAAGCAGAAGAAAAGGAAAACAAAAUCUGUUCUAACCCCAUUUUCUGAAGAGUAUUGCCAUUUAAAUAAAACUUCCAAUAGUACAGAUAAUGACAUAUGUGCGAUGUUGGGGUGUUAUUUGGGGCUUGACUUAUCAUGUGGUCAACCAGUGGAUUCCGCCCUUCCCUUCUUCCCCUCACCCCCCAAAUGUCACUUGCUAUAAUCAGCUGAGCCAUCAAGCUUUGGCCGUCUGUGUCCUGCUGACAGUUGAAGGGAACAGCUUGGGAAGAAAUCAGAAGCCUUUGGUUUGGGUAGCUUUUGAAAAAGACAUUAAAAGUUUCUGAGCACAUAUGUAUCACUGCUCUUCACCUCCUCUCUCCAAUGUAAAAAUUCAGACAUCCCUUCACAACAGUUUUACAGGAAACCUUUGGGACAAAAUGAGCAUUCUAAAAUUUUUGUUUCUGGGAAUACCAGAGAAAAGGAUAGAGAAAGGUGAUUUCUAGCUGAGUAAAAAUAGAUAUCGAUGGUAGAUAAUCUCUAUGUACAGUGUGAAGUAUGACAUGUUUCUGUUCUUCAUAAACACAUGUAGAGAUGGACCCAGGAUCAUAGGUGACUGAUUCACACAUGUGCACCUAGAUCUUUGCCUCUGCUUCUGUAUCCUAUCUUCGUCUUUCCCAUUUUCCUUUGUCUCUGCUCUUGGUUUGGCCAAAAGGAAAGUCACUACAGCUGAGAUCUAGUCAUAAUGGCAACAAAUGCUUCGAAGUUAUUUGUUCUUUGUUUUCUUUUUAAGGCUGCCUCCCUAGAUGUUUCUAUAUUUAGAAUUUAGAGUGUCCUGAAGUUAUUCUUUCUGGUAUCUAGAAAAGAAUCUUUCCUCUGGGCUAUGUCAGCAAUUCAUGGCAAAGAUUCACUAGGAGAGAGAGAGAAAGAUUUUACGUCCCUCAAGUGUCUAAAGAAAUUUCUAUAGCAUUUUUUAAAAUGUUAUAUAUAUACUUGGGAUCUAUUGUUUCUUUACCCCUUAAGAGGAAUGUGGAUACAGGACCACCUAAUAGAUCUUAACUUCUAGGGUUCAUGGACAGCAAGCUAUCACUAAUAGGACUGAACUCUCAAUCCAAAGGCAGGAAGAAAUCAGGUUUUCUAUCCCUGCCCUAAAAGGGAUCAAGUUGCUUUAAGACCCUGGAGAAAAGCAAUGGUUGAAAUUGUUUCCACUGUCACAUUUAGCAUCCUAGAGAAGCAGCCCUUGCUUUGCUGCAGUUUCCUUUGUUUUGUGAUUUAGUGUCUCUCCCUAUUCUUUUCCCACCCCUUCUACCUCCAAAAUAUAUACCUGAUGUGGAAAUAGUGUUUGGAGAAUCUCCAGUUGGGUAACUGAAAUAGCAUCUGCUGAGGUUUUCAUCAGAUCCAUCAGGUUUCUUAUACUUUCUCUCCAAGCCAGGGAAAGAAGAUGAGAUAAAAGUAUGAGUACUGAUCAUUGUGGGGAGGAGGAAACAGUUGUUUUGUUUUGCAGGGGAGUGCACAGUGGAAAGAUCACAGAAGGUAUGGUUCUGUGUCUUGUUAGAACAAGCUUACUUUGGUAUUAAAGAAGGGAAACCAUGUUUAAUAAGCCUUUGGAGCAUUUAAUGUAACUUAUUCCACAUUAUUUAUUUGAACUUAGAGGUUCGUGUUUUGUGUAGUUAGGGUGCUAAAAAGCCAUCCAUCUUCCUAAUGUGUAUCUAGGCUUUAGCCUAACUCUUCUCCCUUUUUCUGAUGCUCCAAGGUCCCCUAGAGCUCCCCACAUGUAUGCACAGUCUUGUGGUAUUGGCUGGAUUAGUUAGCAAAGAAGCAGUUCAGUAACAUUGAGCCCUAAAAUGUUUGGGGAGACAGAGAAAGGAAGUAUGGGUUUCGUUUUGAUUUUUUGAAUAUUGAAAUAGAUUUCCUGGGGGGGUGGGGGUUGGAAAAAAGGGAUAUGUUUCCCUUUGGAAUAUAAGAAUGUGAAUUAUUUCUGCUGCUCUUGCUUAAAGUAAAAGUGGUGUUUACUUGAAAAAAGCUCUCACCAUUUUAUUUCAUCAGAAGAUGGCCUGAAAGGUGCCCAAAAAGUAGACUCCUGAAUGUUUGUUUGUUUGUUUUUAGUGGGGGGGGGGGGUGUCCUUAAAGCAUGAUGGUUAAUGCCUGAAAGGAAGACUUUGUACAGUUUAAAAGACAGACUUUUAGUGGCUUUUUUUUAAGCCACAAAAUCUUCCGUGUUUGUAUUUGGGGAUGGAGGUGGGAGUUAGUACUUAACUCUCAGCUGUUAACUUCAAGGAAAACUAUCUACAACAGUAACAGAAGAUGCCAGUGUAUAUAUGUAUGCUAUAACAAAAAAAGACAUUUCUGGUAUACGUAACAUGAACUGAGAGGUUUUAGUCUUUCUGUGUCUGUGAUUUAAACCUCCUUGACCAUGCUCUGACUUUUGUAUCUUACCUUGAGUUUAAAAAAUAACAAUAAAAAAAAUAUUUUUUAAAGAAAACAUAACAUCGUGUGUCUUGACACAGAUAUGAUUAGUAUGAAAGAAAAAACAAAGUCAUUGCUGAAAUCCUUACUACUCACUGUGAAAUCACAGACAGAGAACUGGGGGGAAGGGGUGGGGGAAGUGGGAGUUAAAUUACCCCAAUACCACUUUAAGCUUUGUGAAUAGAAUCAGAUGUAGAGGUCCUAAAAAUUGGCAAGAGUUUGGUGUUUUGACCCUGCAAAACCUGCUUGUCGAUGGCCCAUCUCUCCUUGUCCUAGUCUUGCACCUCAUAGACUGCCCUCCCAGAGGGGACUGCAGUGUCGGGGUGAAUGUGUGGGGAAGCAAAAAAGGCAUCUAGAUAAUGUGAAUAUGCUAUACUUCCUAAUUAUAAAAGACUUGGUCCUAUUUUGAAGUUGCUGGUUUAUGCAGAAUUAAGCUGCAGCUGUUAUUGUUUUGAAAACAAUGUAAUUGACUGCUUUCCUCUUUUUUUCCUUUCUCUUUUUUUUGGGGUGGGGUGGGUAGGGGUGGGGAUGGGGUGCUUGUUGAGCUUAAAAAUAGAUAUGUUGGAUUGAUAGUCUCACCUGUUCAGUGUGGAAACAAAAGUACCUGCAUUUAAAGGUAACAACAAUGAAACUGCAGAUCCUUUGAAAUGUGUAUUAAUAACAUUUAAUAAAAUAACUAGUUCUAAA
This is a messenger RNA of Monodelphis domestica (gray short-tailed opossum), 9048 nucleotides long. RefSeq names its product regulation of nuclear pre-mRNA domain containing 2 (gene RPRD2). Gene Ontology annotation, biological process: mRNA 3'-end processing. Gene Ontology annotation, molecular function: RNA polymerase II C-terminal domain binding. NCBI's taxonomy places the organism in Eukaryota, Metazoa, Chordata, Mammalia, Didelphimorphia, Didelphidae. The record is from RefSeq and is a predicted model, not a curated record.